Penicillium roqueforti is the source of this 708-nucleotide messenger RNA. Its product is annotated as gluconokinase. Gene Ontology annotation, cellular component: cytoplasm. The coding region runs from base 1 to 708 and encodes 235 amino acids. Gene Ontology annotation, molecular function: gluconokinase activity. NCBI's taxonomy places the organism in Eukaryota, Fungi, Ascomycota, Eurotiomycetes, Eurotiales, Aspergillaceae. The record is from RefSeq and is a predicted model, not a curated record. The transcript has 2 exons.
AUGCUCUCCGCAGGAGAACGACCACAGCCUCCCCAAGCUCCCGCCAUAGUAGAUUCCACCGCAAGCAAGGCGCGCAUCAUGCCGGACCUCGCCAACGGCACCAACGGAACCAACGGAGUGACGUCCACUACGCCCUCCAAACCCGCGAAACAGCAACAUAUCUGGGUCGUGACCGGUCCAGCAGGGUGCGGAAAAAGCACCGUGGGCAACGUCCUACGCAAGGAGCUUGGUAUUCCAUUUCUAGAAGGCGACGACUACCACCCCGCAGCCAACAAAGAAAAAAUGGGCGAAGGCAUCCCACUCACAGACGAAGACCGCUGGGACUGGCUGAUCUCCCUGCGCCAAGCCGCAAUCGACGUGCUCUCCCCUUCGAAAGCCAACAACUUCCACCCACCCGACGGCGUGGUAGUAGCGUGCUCCGCGCUGAAGCAGAAGUACCGGGAUGUGAUGCGCGUUGCUGCGUACGGCUCGCCCUCGGUGCAUAUUCACUUCAUCUACCUCAAGCUCAAGGAGGAUGUGCUGAUGGAGCGCGUCGCCCAUCGCGAAUCACACUACAUGAAGAGUGGUAUGGUACACUCGCAGCUGGCGGUUCUUGAGGAGCCCAAGGACGAGUGGGAUGCUAUUACUAUCAAUGUUGAGGGCACGAUGGAGGAGGUGCAGCAGAAUGUUAUUCAUGCUGUUACUGAUAAGCUUGCUGAGUAUAAAUGA